AUGACACAGAUGACAGACCAAUUGAUCACAACUGUAGAACAUCAAUAUCAGCAGGAUCAGCAAAAGAAGAUGUUGUCCCAGAAUGUUGAGGAUGUCAAUCCUGCCAAGGAGGACUGGAGGAUUAAGGUGAAAGUGGUUCGGGCUUGGAAAGUUCCUAACUUUCAACUUAAAGAUUUUGAUGACAAUGUUGAAAUGGUUUUAUUGGAUGAACAGGGUGGUAGGAUCCACGCCACUGUCAAAGGUUCUUUGCAGGUGCGGAAGAAAAUCCAUGAAAGAGAGUGCUAUUCUAUAAAAAAAAAAAUUGGAGUUGGAUUCAAUAGCGAUGUGUUCAGGCCAACCAAGCAUCAAUAUCGUUUGUCUUUCAACUUGAGGACUGAUGUUAAAUCAAUUGUUGAUUCUAAUAUUUCUGCGAGUGAAUUUGAUUUUGUUGAUUAUGACAUCAUUGAGAAAGAAACAUAUGACUCUUCUUAUUUAGUGUUGUUCAUUUUUUAA
This is a messenger RNA of Gastrolobium bilobum, 492 nucleotides long. RefSeq lists its product as uncharacterized. The transcript has 3 exons. Bases 1 to 492 code for a protein of 163 amino acids. The record is from RefSeq and is a predicted model, not a curated record. NCBI's taxonomy places the organism in Eukaryota, Viridiplantae, Streptophyta, Magnoliopsida, Fabales, Fabaceae.